ACACCCCUUCCGAUGUCCCGGCAUGAGACUUCACCGACAACGGUGCAACCCGCCAGCAACCACCGCCCCAACGCCUGCUGCUUCUGCUGGUGCUGCUGCUGCAGCUGCUCCUGGAACGAGGACCGGGAGCGAGCGUGGAGGCCGUCCCGGGAGACCAAACUGGAGACCAUCCCAAACUGUGAAGCGUGCACCAAACCCACGCCGGAGGAGGUGCGGGGCUGGGCACAGUCCUUCGACAAGCUGAUGAAGAGCCCGGCAGGUCGCAACGUCUUCCGGGAGUUCUUGCGGACUGAGUACAGCGAGGAGAACAUGCUCUUCUGGCUGGCGUGCGAGGAGCUCAAAAACGAGUGCAACAAGCACACCAUCGACGAGAAGGCCAGGAUGAUCUACGAGGACUACAUCUCCAUCCUUUCGCCCAAGGAGGUGAGCCUGGACUCGCGGGUGCGGGAGGUGAUCAAUUUAUACUGA
Chaetura pelagica (chimney swift) is the source of this 468-nucleotide messenger RNA. RefSeq names its product regulator of G-protein signaling 19 (gene RGS19). Lineage: Eukaryota; Metazoa; Chordata; Aves; Apodiformes; Apodidae. The coding region runs from base 13 to 468 and encodes 151 amino acids. The transcript is spliced from 4 exons. The record is from RefSeq and is a predicted model, not a curated record.